AUGGAAGAACUCAGGCAGAGGUCAAUAGAACUGGAGCUGAAGUUGAAUUCUGAACAGUUACAGCUGAUCUCAGUUCUAGCAACUCAUAAAUAUUAUUAUAAACUCUUAUCCAGGCCCAGAGGCUCAAUUCUGAGUCUACCAAUUCACAUUAUCACCCGAAAGAUUUGUUGUCCCAUGCGUUGGAUUCCACUAUACAGAAAACAUGAGGACUUGUUAAAGCGACAUCAGGAGCUGGAACUGAAAUCCAAAGCUGAUAUCAAAGUUCUUGUGAAAGAAGUUAAAAAUUUAAGAAGCUCACAUGCAGAACUGACUGAACAACUCAAUCAGUCAGUUGCAGAAAAAUCGAAAGCAGAGGAACAACUAAGAGAAGAAAGAGUGAAAAACGAGCAAACAAGAACAUCGUGGAGAGAGUUUCUGGAUAAAUUCAGGACUCUUCACGAGCAGCUUCAGGAGUGCCAUAUCAAUUAUCUCAAUCUGACAGAAGGAGAUGACAUGUUAAAAACUAUUUCAUCUUUCUCCGAACCCAUUGACAUUGUAGCCACAUCCGACAAUCAGAUAGGCCUUCUCAUUUCCAAGGUUCAGUUGCUGGCCCAGGAAUGUGAUGAUUCAGCCUCAACCAAUGAUACAGUUGACGAGUUGCACAAUGGAACAAGUUCUUUAGAUGAGGAGUUGAGGAAGAUGUUAAUGAGCGUCUUAGUUGAUAAUGGUGUGUUGAGAAAACAGGUGAAUUCGUUGAUAGUGUCAGCCGAACAAAUGACACAG
This is a messenger RNA of Striga asiatica, 762 nucleotides long. NCBI's taxonomy places the organism in Eukaryota, Viridiplantae, Streptophyta, Magnoliopsida, Lamiales, Orobanchaceae. The record is from the annotation of a GenBank genome assembly.